AUGUCAACCAUUGAUGAGCAAAAAGCACUUGAAGCCUCCAGAAACACAAGAUAUCAAUGGAUAAGUUGUUUAUUCAAUAUCCUACUUUUAUUAGCUCAUGGUAUUAUAUUUUAUUGGAUUCCUAGAGCAAUUAGACUCGAAAGAUAUGUUAAAUCAAAUAGAUUCAAACCUAUUUUUAGGAUAUUUGAUAUUUGGCAAUCACUUAAUUUCAAAUUUUCAAUUAAAAUAAGGCAUAAACAAUAUUUUUUUAAACCUUCCAUGUUAUUAUUAUUUUUAUGCUUUAUAUUAUUAAAUGGUAAAUUUUCAUAUAUUGAAACUUCAGAUUUAGAUUAUCAAUCAAAAAAUUUGAUUAUUGCAAAAAGAUGUGCUAGAGUUGGUCUUGGUAGUUUACCAGCUAUGUUUUUAUUAAUUGCAAAAGGUGAUUUUGUAAAUGGUAUAUUUGGAAUUAGUAAUGAUCGAGGUUAUUUUUUUCAUAAAUGGUUUUCAAAUAUGAUGUUUGUUUUAGUUUCUGCUCAUGUAAUAAUUAUGUGUUAUUAUUGGUCACAAGGUUUGAUAUCACCUACAUAUCCAAAAUCAGCUUAUGGAAUAAUUGGUUACGUAACUUAUGUUAUAUUACAAUUUGGUAAUAAUAGAUAUUUAAGAAAAUGGUUUUAUGAAGGUAUAAUGAUAAAUCAUAGAGUUCAAUCAUUUAUUAUGUUAUUAGUUGUUUUUUUACAUAAUGAUAAAGCGAAAGCUAUGGUUGUUUUAGGUGUUCAUUUAUUAGUUCUUGAUAAAGUUGUCAAUAGAAUAAUUGGUAUUGUACAUUAUAAAAAAUCUCCAACUAAAGGUUAUUCAAGAUUUGAAAUUUUAAAUGAUGAAUACUUGAAAGUUUCAAUUCCGAUUAAAACACAUGCAAAGAAUUUUAAUAAAUGGUUUAAUAUGUUAAAUUAUAAAUAUGGAUCAUGGAAACCUGGUUCUCAUAUAUAUUUAAAUGUUCGAAAGAUUGAUUUUUUUCAGCAUCAUCCAUUUUGUAUUGCUUCAUUACCAGAAGAUAAAGAAAUUGUAUUAAUUAUUAAAACUCAAAAGGGAUUUACAAAGAAAUUACACAACAAAGUUGAAGAAGUUAAAACUAAACAAUUAAAUGGAGAUAUAAAAGAACCAAAGAAGUCAAAAUCUGCUAAAUUUGCAAAAGUUGAAGAUCCAAAUAUUGUUAAAUUUAAAACGAUGUUUAGAGGUCCAUCAGGGGCAAAAUUCCAUCCAUUAACUACAUUUGAUGGUGUUGGUUUUAUAAUUGAAGAUUUAGGUGCUUCAUUUGCAUUACCAAUUUGUUUAGAUUUAUUACAAAAUAUUAGAGUAAAAAACGAAUCAAAAGAAUUAUUAUUUAGACCUACAAAUCCAAUUAUAAAACUUUAUUGGAGUAUAGAAACACAAGAAUUGGUUAAAUUUUAUGAUUAUAUAAUUGAUAAAUUGAAACCAUUUAUAUCAAGUGGUCAUUUAACAAUUGACAUAUUUUUAAAAGAAAUGGAGAUGAAAGAUAUUGAAACUAAUACAGUUAUAAAUAAAGAUAUAAGUGUAAUUGAAACUACAAAGAGUGAAUCAUUAUUAAAGUAUAAUAAUGAAAUGGAAAUAUCUAAUAUAAUUUUUGAAUUAGUUUCAUUAAUGAAACCAGAAGAUCCAAAGAAUUUUAAAUCUUUGGGUAUACUAAGUUGUGGACAUAAUAACUUUGGAGAUAAGAUUGAAUAUGAAAUACAGAAAUAUCGUUGGGUUAAAGAUGCACCUAAUUUAUAUUUUUAUAAUGAAUCUUUCAAUACAUAA
This is a messenger RNA of Insectozyma verbasci, 1794 nucleotides long. The record is from the annotation of a GenBank genome assembly. NCBI's taxonomy places the organism in Eukaryota, Fungi, Ascomycota, Pichiomycetes, Serinales, Debaryomycetaceae.